AUGCAAGUCCAUCCUUCGCUAGUGACAGGUGAAGGAGAAGAGAGCAACUCGGACGGGCAAAGAUUCUUUUCUAUCAAAUCGAAUCUCUCGCUGAAACAAGACCUGUUAUUGAUCGUGACUAAUUUCCGCAAUGUUCCGAGCUCUGGUAUUGUAUCCGAAACGGAGAGAAAGGUUUUUUCUUCUAGCGAUGGCGAAAACUUUCGUGUUGCAAGGUUUUAUUCAUUCGAUGCGAACUUCCAUUGUAACUACUUUGGUAGCGGAAACCAGAAUAAAAUUAUAUGCCAAUCGCCUGCUUUUCAGCGGAUGGAAGCCAACACUUUAAUGGAUGUAGAGGGGCGUAUCCUCUACUCUAGUGACGGUGGGCAAACUUUACAGAAAAUUCAUCAUUUUGAUAAUCUCCACAUAGUGUCGUCGCACGUUUCAGGGGACUUCCAUAUAGUUUUGACUAAAAAUUCGCCCGUAAAGCCUGCCAGGGAGUUCCAAAUCUGGGUCUCGCGCGACUUGCAGAGCUACGAACUCGUCUCAAAUGCACUACCAAUCGUCGAGGAACCUGGCACCAUAAAGCCGUUAGCCAACUCCUCAAGAGUGCUUUUAAGGGUGCCAACUUCUACAGAGAGCGGCAAAAGAGAAGUUUCAUUGAUGCUUUCAAACUCAAAUCUCUCGGCAUUUGCUCCUGUGUUAACAUUCCCGUCCCUCAAGGAAACGCAUUUUUCUAUCGAAAACGCCAACGGUGAAAUUGCUGUAGUCACAUUUACCCCAGGCUUAUCUGGACCCGAUAAAUCUGUCGCUUCCCGCUCUAACAUUACAUUCGACGAAGGAAAGUCAUGGUCUAAGCUUUGUCUUGAAGAUUUUGAAGCUGUUCAGUUUGGUUGCAGUGACGCCGAACCUGAAGCGUGCUCUCUAGAGGUGUCUCGAACUAUUGAGAUCAUGGGUACCUACGGACGGGAAUCGACUUUUCCAAUCUCGGCGUUUGUUGGUUACAUUGCCAAGCAAUCUGACGAAGGUGCAUCAGUUUCUGAGCCUAUGACAUUUGCCUCAAAGAACGGGGGCAAAUCUUGGAAGAAACUCUUGGAUUUUUCAGCAAAGUUAGUUGUCGGAGGCUCCGGCAAUAUCAUUGACGCUUUUCCGGAUAGAAGACACGUUGACAGCGUGCCAAUUUUUUACUCCACAGACCAGGGUAGCACUUGGUCCGAGGUCGUACUGGAAGAGUCAGCUCGUCACUAUCUGCUUAUUCCAACUUCCACAGACGGCUCUAGUUCUGUCUUUGGGGUGGUUUGUUAUAAUCCUGAGCGCGGUUCUGCAAACUUUUAUAUCCUAAACUUUUCUGAGAGGACUGGGCAAGAAAAUUCGCCGGAUCACGGUGCAGGUUACAUCAAAGGGUUUGAGAUCGACAAUCAGGAGGUCCUCCAAAGUUUACCGGAUAGACAAAACGGGUUUUUAAGCGGAAUUCUUGAACAUUUAAACCAGAGGUUAUUUGGGUGA
Messenger RNA from Lachancea thermotolerans CBS 6340, 1482 nucleotides. RefSeq names its product KLTH0G11968p. Bases 1 to 1482 code for a protein of 493 amino acids. The transcript has a single exon. Gene Ontology annotation, cellular component: membrane; Golgi apparatus. Gene Ontology annotation, biological process: post-Golgi vesicle-mediated transport. NCBI's taxonomy places the organism in Eukaryota, Fungi, Ascomycota, Saccharomycetes, Saccharomycetales, Saccharomycetaceae. The record is from RefSeq and is a predicted model, not a curated record.